Messenger RNA from Gopherus flavomarginatus (Mexican gopher tortoise), 963 nucleotides. RefSeq names its product collagen alpha-1(I) chain-like. The record is from RefSeq and is a predicted model, not a curated record. Bases 1 to 678 code for a protein of 225 amino acids. The transcript has 3 exons. NCBI's taxonomy places the organism in Eukaryota, Metazoa, Chordata, Testudines, Testudinidae.
AUGCGUUCCUUCCCAGAGGUGGCUACACAGCCCACAAAAUCAGCCCCAAGAGACCAUUUCCCGGAGCCUCAGAGCCCGUUGCUGUGCACAAGCCGGCCGCUCUCUCUGCUGCUCCGGGCUGGCUGUACUGACCGCAGGGGGCGGGAUCCCCCGCAGGCUCCGGGCAAUGGCCGGUCCGGCUCCAGCAGCUCAGCGGCCCUUGCACCGGCCCUUUCCCGCGGGCAAACGGGAGCGACCAGCGCCCCGAGCCCGGCUGCACCGCCCGAGGCGCAGAGCCCGGCACCCGCAGGCUCCCGGCCGGAGGCGUCUCCCGCGCGGACCCGGGUAACCAGUGCGCGGGGCUGCGACCGGGCAGCUGCUGGGAUCCCGGGAGCCGCCGCCCCGCCCGGAGCCGCGUCCCAGGGGCGGCAGCCGCAGCUCAGAGGCUGGGCUCCUCCUGCGCUCUCCGACCUCCCCGGCAAUGCUAAUUUCCAUCCCCAGAAUGCAUUGCGCACCCUCAGCCGCGUCCCUGGUGCGCCGGCCCGGUUUGGGCCCGGAGACCCUGGUUCGGAGGAGCAAAGGCGCGGUGUGAUGGGGCCGGUGCACCGGGCUGUAAACAGGCGGGGUUCAGGCCCCGGUCAGUGUGGUCACCGUGAGAUGCUCUUUGGGGAAAUCGAUUAUUGGUCUGACAAUGCAUGAUCCCUGCACUAGGAGGUGGGUAAUGAGGCCGUAAACCUUGGAAAAUCACUGACAAUCAAAUGAAACCUGAAGUCAAUAGAAGACCCUGAAAGGCCCUUGGGGAGUUGAGGGCAAGUUGAGGAAGCAUGACGUUGAGGAAGACUUUCCUACACAGCUUCCCUCUCAAUUCUUGUUUUCCUGAGUUGAGUGAAAAAGUCAGGAAUCAGCUCUACCCAAUGUGCAGUGGUUAGACAAGAAACAGCAAGGGACUGAACUGGUAAUGAGUGAAACUGCAAAUAUCUUAUG